Messenger RNA from Sphaerodactylus townsendi, 996 nucleotides. RefSeq names its product olfactory receptor 2AP1-like. Gene Ontology annotation, biological process: G protein-coupled receptor signaling pathway. Gene Ontology annotation, cellular component: membrane. NCBI's taxonomy places the organism in Eukaryota, Metazoa, Chordata, Lepidosauria, Squamata, Sphaerodactylidae. The transcript has 3 exons. Gene Ontology annotation, molecular function: olfactory receptor activity; G protein-coupled receptor activity. The record is from RefSeq and is a predicted model, not a curated record. Bases 1 to 996 code for a protein of 331 amino acids.
AUGCAUGGUGAUCAGCUGGAGGAACCUUGUGAGGACUGGCUAUUUACCAUAAUGUGGAGAAAUGAGACAAAGAUAACCACAUUCAUCCUUCUGGGAUUUGGAGACUUACAUGAAUUGCAAAUACCACUGUUCCUGUUGUUUCUAGCAAUCUACAUUGUGGCAAUCACUGGAAAUAUCCUCAUAUUUGUGCUUGUUAUCUUUGAUCAGCACCUUCACACUCCCAUGUACUUCUUCCUGGGGAACCUAUCCUUCUUAGAGGCUUGCUACACCUCCAAUAUAUUCCCAAGAUUACUUUUAGCUCUCCUGACUGGGGACAGAAUGAUUUCUGUCAACAGCUGCUUAGCACAGUGGUAUCUCUGCAGUUCCUUGGUAGCUACUGAAUGUUGCUUACUCUGUGGGAUGUCUUAUGACAGGUAUUUGGCUAUCUGCAAACCACUGCAUUAUGCAACCGUCAUGAACAUUCAGACUUGCAUCCUCUUAAAAGUCGCAUCCUGGAUCAAUGGAUUUGCAGUUUUUUCUAUAUUACUCCUUUUGCUGUUGAAGUUACCAUUUUGUGGCCCCAAUGAAAUAGACCAUUAUUUUUGUGACUACUUUGCCCUCCUAAAAAGUUCCUGCAGUGAUGUUAGUUUCAUGAAAAUGUUGAGUUACUUUGUGGCAGCCAUUUUCACACUCCCUCCUUUUCUUCUCACGUUAGCAUCUUAUGUAUACAUUAUAGCUGCCAUCUUGAAAAUUCCCUCCACUACUGGAAGGCAAAAGGCCUUCUCCACCUGCUCCUCUCAUUUAAUUGUGAUUUCUGUUUUCUAUGGGUCUCUAAUGAUUGUGUAUAUGUUUCCAAAGACUGAAGGAAAGCAAGAUGUGGGCAAAUUUUCCUCCCUCUUGUAUAUAGUGCUGCCCCCUUUGAUCAAUCCCUUCAUCUACAGUCUGAGAAAUAAGGAGGUCAAAGAGGCGUUACAAAAUAUGAUUCGGAGGAUUGUGAACAGUAAACCUUACCCAUAA